GAAAUCUGCAUCCCUGCCUCAGGCCAGUGUUUGGGAGUGUAGGGGGCUGUCCUUUGCUCUUUGUACAACCAGAGAUGGCUCAACAGAACUAUCCAGACAGAGGUGUGGGCUGAGGUCACAGAAUUGUCUUUGUCAGAGAUGAGACAAAGCAGAAUCAUCAACUAUAGAUAAACAGCAAAUAGCCUGGAGCUGAAAACCUUCCCUCUUAAAAGCUCUGUAUUUCUGUUUACAGUUAGGAAAAUUGGUAUUUUUAAGACAGGAGUCUGCCAUUUUCCUCAUUUGAUGGCAAAUUUAUAAAUCUCUCUCUCCUUUUCCUCAAACUACUUGUCCUCAUUCUUCUGAUGUGGGCUCAGGGACAAGUGCCAAACUUUUGGUAACAGAAUUAGGUGUCCCUGGGUGGACUCAUUGGCACCUUAGUGGAAGGACACCCUGCAACUGCUGUCGUAAGCCGUGGGGAGCAACCCAGGUUAAGCUGUGGGUCUUUGCUGGUAGGAGCAACAUCUUUUAUAGAUGACAGAACAAGGGAUGGCCCCAGUAGCUACUGAAGCCUGUUUUAGCUCCAGAGAACUCCUGUCUCUUUCUCCCUGAAUUUGGACAUAACUCUGACCCACCUGAACUAAGUUGCGUAUAAGGAAAUGGAUUUGGGAAGUGUCAUGACAGCCUUGGCCAUUUGUUUGGUAAGUUUCCUGGUAUGCAUGUCCAGAUCCUUGAUCUUACCCAUUUGGGGAGGUUUUUAGACCUUCCUGCUGAAUUUGUUUGGAGGCACCAUUUGGGGUGAAAGUUACAAGGUUGAGUGGACCUAGGGCAAUGGUUGGAUUUGGAGCUCAUUUGUGGUUACCAAGGAACCACGGGGAUUGGGAGAUGUGGUUCUCAUCUGAGAGAAUUUGGUUCUUGUUUGUCCCCUUUGGAUCAGGAGAUGUUGGUUCUCGUUUGAGAAUUUGGUUCUACUUUGGAUGGUUCCCAUUUGUAGGCCUUGGCAUUUUAUCUUGGGGAUUCCCUGUAUUGUCUGUGUGUGUUACUUUUGAGUUUUAUUUCAACAGAGAGAAGCUCCACAACUUUAGCUACGAACCUGUGUCUAAAAUAUGUAUGUACUGAAGUGUAAGGAGAAGUGGCUGUUGAAUAAACCUUGACAACUGGAAUUAUUUUGUCCAAGCUUGGCCCACCUCCUUCCCAGCGGGCUGGGCGCGGGGACGACCUGCCGGAGCCAUGGAGGACGAGGUGGUCCGCAUCGCCAAGAAGAUGGACAAGAUGGUGCAGAAGAAGAACGCGGCUGGAGCAUUGGAUUUGCUAAAGGAACUUAAGAAUAUCCCCAUGACCUUGGAAUUAUUACAGUCCACAAGAAUUGGAAUGUCAGUUAAUGCUAUUCGUAAGCAGAGUACAGAUGAAGAAGUUACAUCUUUAGCGAAGUCUCUCAUCAAAUCCUGGAAAAAGUUAUUAGAUGGGCCAUCAUCUGACAAAGACCCUGAAGAAAAGAAAAAAGAAUCUUCAAUUACAUCACAGAAUAGCCCUGAAGCAAGAGAAGAAAGUAGUUCCAGUGGCAUCGUAAGCAGCAGAAAGGAUGAAACAAAUGCUCGAGAUACUUAUGUUUCAUCUUUUCCUCGGGCACCAAGCACUUCUGAUUCUGUGAGGUUAAAGUGUAGGGAGAUGCUUGCUGCAGCUCUUCGAACAGGAGAUGACUACAUUGCUAUUGGAGCUGAUGAGGAAGAGUUAGGAUCUCAGAUUGAGGAAGCUAUAUAUCAAGAAAUAAGGAAUACAGACAUGAAAUACAAAAAUAGAGUACGAAGUAGGAUAUCAAAUCUUAAAGAUGCAAAGAAUCCAAAUUUAAGGAAAAAUGUACUAUGUGGGAGUAUUCCUCCUGACUUAUUUGCAAGAAUGACAGCAGAGGAAAUGGCCAGUGAUGAGCUCAAAGAGAUGCGGAAAAACUUGACCAAAGAAGCCAUCAGAGAGCAUCAGAUGGCCAAGACUGGUGGAACCCAGACUGACUUGUUCACGUGUGGCAAAUGUAAAAAGAAGAAUUGCACUUACACACAGGUACAAACACGUAGUGCUGAUGAACCAAUGACAACAUUUGUUGUCUGUAAUGAAUGUGGAAAUCGAUGGAAGUUCUGUUGAGUUGGAAGAAUUGGCAAAAUGUCUGGACCAUUAAGAAAAUGGAUUUUGUAAUUAGCUUUAAAACUAAGCCAAGCAACUAGUUUUCCUGCAUAUCAGAUUUUUAAAGCAACAUACAUCCCUUGGAAUAGUCUUUGUUUUUGACCUAACAUCCCUUCUUUAAAUGCCUUCUAUAGUUUCAGAUCAGUAGGAAAGACCGUACGAUAAUUGUAUGUUUCAAAACUAUUUUUUCAUUUUUAUAAGUUGAUAUUAAACUUUUACCAAUUAAACUUCUGACAAUUUAUUUUUAUUUUUUCUUCUUAAAGAAAAAUGUACGUUUUUUAAUAGUGUGAAACAUACACAAUAGAAAUCUACUGUUAUCCUGUUAUUAAUACAUAAAUGGAAAUUACAUUUUUUUCCAUAUUGGCAUGUAUCUACAAAUAUUAAAGGAGGAGAAAAGGUAAUAUAAUUUUAGGUUUACCAAAUAUGGUGUGUAUCAAAUAAUACUUGACCAGCUUAUCUAAAUUGUAUAUAAUUGAACUAGCAUAUGAAUUUGAUUUUAAUUAUUAUGUUCACAAGCCUAGGAUAUUAGAUACUAUUUUGCAUCUGUAACUAGCCUGAUCAUCAUUUCUUGUAAUUUCUUAUACAUGUAUAUUGCUUGUUCUUAAUAGAUUUGACUUCUGGAAACAUGACUUGACUUUGUUGAAAUCAGUUUGGUUUUGUUGUUUAUUUACCUGUUCGACUUUGUAUUUAGUUUUGCACAAGAACACCAUUGUAGUUUUUGUAGGCUUUUCAUAAAUCUUCUCACAGGCAAAGAAUGAAAGCUUCUGACUAUUAUUAUUUUUUCCCUCAUAGGAAGACAUACUGAGAAUGAUAUCUUAGCAUCUUAGUAUAGUUAGUUAUUGUAAACAGUUCAAGAUUUGAUUUUGGUUUGGAAAUCUGUACUGACCAAGGAUUAAGCUUAAGGAUUAUAUAAAUCAUUAAAGCUGUGGUCUUUCCAUAUGGAGAUUGGUAGAAAAUACUUUUGUCUUGAGUCUUAUUUGCUGACUUUUUCUGUUGCACAAUGAAUGAGGUUAUUGAUCAAACUGAAUAGAUAGGCUAUAGCAAGUAGUUCCAUAGUACAGAUCUUACAGUUAAGUUUUUCCUUUUGUUUAAGUGUGUACCAUUUUUUCUGUUUGGAAUAAGAAUAAAAAAAUGGUUUUCAUGUAGGUUCCUUAGAGUACAUUUUCUCUAGCACACAUUAAAGGCCACUGUUGCAAAGUCUACAUUUUAUCAUGCUGCAUCUGCAUUCUGUGAGAUUUCUAUAGAAAGACCUCAGUACAUGCUUUGCACUCUCCUUUGCUUCCCUUUUCCAGUUUCUUAUUGCAAAUCAUUUUGAUGUAAUACUACAGAAAACAGCAUUUAAAUGGCCAUGUUCAGAAUUAGCCCACUGGUACCAGCCCACCCCUACUUCAUUAGUUCAUAAUUGAAUCUUUGGUUUUAUCAAUCCAAAAAGUACAUUUUUGAAAGAAUGAGUUUAAUAAUAAUACUAAGAUAGUCCCACUUUUAAAUUAAGUGGUCCAUUUUUAAAUUUGUAAUUCAAUAAAGUUUUUUGGUUGUUAAA
Messenger RNA from Microcebus murinus (gray mouse lemur), 3691 nucleotides. The record is from RefSeq and is a predicted model, not a curated record. NCBI's taxonomy places the organism in Eukaryota, Metazoa, Chordata, Mammalia, Primates, Cheirogaleidae.